AUGAUAGCCGCCCAGCUCCUGGCGUAUUAUUUUACAGAAUUAAAGGAUGAUCAGGUCAAAAAGAUUGACAAGUAUCUUUAUGCCAUGCGGCUUUCAGAUGAAACCUUACUGGACGUCAUGGAUCGCUUUAGCAAAGAGAUGAAGAACGGCCUUUCCAGGGAUUUUAAUCCAACAGCCACAGUCAAGAUGCUGCCGACUUUCGUACGAUCAAUUCCUGAUGGGUCCGAAAAGGGAGAUUUCAUUGCCCUGGACAUCGGUGGAUCUUGCUUUAGAAUUCUGCGGGUGAAGGUGUCGCAUGAGAAAAAGCAGACUGUGCAGAUGGAGACGGAGAUUUAUGAUACCCCCGAGGACAUCAUGCAUGGCAGUGGGUCUCAGCUUUUUGAUCAUGUUGCUGAGUGCCUGGGAGACUUCAUGGAGAAAAAGCAAAUCAAGGACAAGAAACUCCCUGUUGGAUUUACAUUUUCUUUCCCAUGCAGACAAUCACGAAUAGACGAGGGUGUGCUGAUCACCUGGACGAAGCGCUUCAAAGCCAGUGGAGUGGAAGGAGCCGAUGUGGUAAAGCUGCUGAACAAGGCCAUCAAGAAACGUGGGGACUAUGACGCAGAUAUUGUGGCCGUGGUGAACGACACAGUAGGAACCAUGAUGACCUGUGGUUUUGAUGACCAGCGCUGUGAAGUCGGCCUGAUAAUUGGUACCGGCACCAAUGCCUGCUACAUGGAAGAGCUGAGACACAUUGACUCGGUGGAAGGAGAUGAAGGAAGAAUGUGCAUCAACACGGAGUGGGGGGCCUUUGGAGACGAUGGGUCCUUGGAAGACAUCAGGACCGAAUUUGACAGGGAGAUCGACCGGGGAUCCCUCAACCCCGGAAAACAGCUGUUUGAGAAGAUGGUCAGCGGCAUGUACAUGGGGGAACUGGUCAGGUUGAUUCUCGUGAAGAUGGCCAAGGAGGGGCUCCUCUUCGAGGGGAGGAUAACUCCAGAGCUGUUAACCAAAGGGAAAUUUGAGACAAAGCACGUGUCUGCCAUAGAAAAGAGCAAAGAGGGACUCAAUAAAGCCAAAGAGGUCCUCACCCGGCUCGGGGUAGAACCAUCCCACGAAGACUGCAUCGCCGUCCAGCACGUGUGCGCCAUCGUUUCGUUCCGGUCGGCCAAUCUGGUAGCCACCACCCUGGGGGCCAUCCUCACCCGCCUGCGGGAUAACAAAGGCGUCGCCAGGCUGCGGACCACAGUCGGUGUAGACGGCUCCCUUUACAAGAUGCAUCCGCAAUAUUCUCGGCGUUUCCAUAAGACCCUCAGGCGCCUGGUCCCCGAGUCCGACGUGCGCUUCAUCCUCUCGGAGAGCGGCAGUGGGAAGGGAGCUGCCAUGGUGACGGCCGUGGCCUACCGGCUCGCCGAGCAGCACCGGCUCAUCGAAGAGACGCUGGCCGAGUUCAAACUCACCCACGAGCAGCUGCUGCAGGUGAAGAGGAGGAUGAGGGUGGAGAUCGAGGCCGGACUGCAGAAGAAGAGCCACGAGUCAGCCAAAGUCAAGAUGCUGCCCACGUUUGUCCGCAGCACCCCCGACGGGACCGAAAACGGGGAUUUCUUGGCCCUCGACCUGGGAGGAACAAACUUCCGAGUCUUGCUGGUGAAGAUCCGCAGUGGGAAACGGAGGACAGUUGAAAUGCACAACAAAAUCUAUGCCAUUCCCAUUGAAGUCAUGCAGGGCACCGGAGAGGAGCUGUUUGAUCACAUUGUCCACUGCAUCUCCGAUUUCCUGGAUUACAUGGGGAUAAAGGGGGCUCGGCUGCCCCUGGGAUUUACCUUUUCCUUUCCCUGCAAGCAGACAAGUCUAGAUGCGGGUAUCCUACUUAAUUGGACAAAAGGCUUUAAGGCAACAGAUUGUGAAGGACAGGAUGUGGCCAAUCUGUUGAGAGAAGGAAUUAAAAGAAGAGAGGAAUUUGACCUGGAUGUUGUGGCUGUGGUGAAUGACACCGUGGGCACCAUGAUGACCUGUGCGUAUGAAGAGCCAACCUGUGAAGUCGGACUCAUUGUGGGAACCGGCAGCAAUGCUUGCUACAUGGAAGAGAUGAAAAACAUAGAGAUGGUCGAGGGCAGUGAAGGCCGGAUGUGCGUCAACAUGGAGUGGGGAGCCUUUGGGGACAAUGGAUGCCUGGAUGACAUCAGGACGAUUUAUGACAAAGCCGUGGACGAACUCUCGUUAAAUGCUGGAAAACAAAGGUAUGAGAAAAUGAUCAGUGGAAUGUACCUAGGAGAAAUCGUCCGCAACAUUUUGAUCGACUUCACCAAAAGGGGAUUUCUCUUCAGAGGCCAGAUCUCUGAGACGCUGAAGACCCGGGGCAUAUUUGAAACGAAGUUCCUUUCCCAGAUUGAGAGCGAUAGGUUAGCUUUGCUUCAAGUCCGGGCGAUCCUGCAGCAGCUGGGGCUGAACGGCACCUGCGACGACAGUAUUUUGGUGAAGACGGUCUGCGGCACCGUGUCCAGGAGAGCAGCCCAGAUGUGUGGAGCCGGGAUGGCCGCGGUGGUAGAUAAGAUCCGGGAAAACAGAGGACUUGACCAUCUGGAGGUGACGGUCGGGGUGGACGGAACACUCUACAAGCUCCAUCCGCACUUCUCCAGGAUCAUGCACCAGACAGUGAAGGAUCUGGCUCCCAAGUGUAACGUGACAUUCCUCCUCUCGGAAGACGGCAGCGGGAAAGGGGCGGCGCUCAUCACAGCCGUGGGCGUGAGGCUGCGGGACGGCGGUCAGAGCUAAGACCCCCCCCCCAGCCGGGACGUCGACUCCUGCUGCCCUCAGAGCACUUUUCUUGUAAAGCGGGCCCUUCGGGCGAUCCGAACUGGUAGCACGCCAGAGUUUGCUGCUUUAUGGAAAAAUUAUACAACUAAUGGCGUAUAAAAUAGGAUACAAAAUAGAGUGUGCGUGUUGUUGAUACUCUCUCUCACCCCUGGGUCCCCCUCCCCUGCAGUCUGCAUGUUUUUUUUUCUUUCCAACCGGUUGUACAUUCCCCACGUGUAAGUUAACCAAGUCGGUUUCCCAUCGGUACCGCCAUCAAAGGAAUUUAUUUAUUGAUUUGAGAGGGCAUUUCCCAACCCUCCGAAGCUUCUUUUUUUUCCCUCAGACCUAGUUGAUCAUCCGUACCAGUGCUCUGUGUGAAACGUAUGACCACUUGCAGAUAAAUCCUGUCGCUCACCUCCCAGAGGCCGGAUGAGAAAUCAGGGUGGUUCCAGGGCAAGCAAGAAGCCACUGAACGACUCCGUUGGAAUUGUCUCCUGUGUGACGGUCUCUCACCUUAUUUUGUUUUGGGGACAGGGCCACUUUGCGAGUAGAUUUAUCACCGUUACCCAACGCCCGCUCCCCAGAUAUGUUGUUGCUGGAGUUUCUCCCCCAUCCCUUUCGUCUCCUGUGCUGUGUGUACCGUUUCCUUAAGGGGAUAAAUGCUGCAAAAGUUCUGGUGUGGGCCGGACGCCGGGGCAAAAAGAGGAGAUCUGGGGAUUCCGGUGGCCUUCUUUGUCGAUUUGGGUUGCACUCCUCAGAACCCAAGGCUUGGUGUGGUGUUGUGUUUUCCGUGUCGCCUUCUGUGUCUUCAGGACCUCCUCUCCCGGGUUCCGUCCUUUAUUACUUCAACGCCCUGCCGGCCCCUCCCUCCGUGGCCAGUCUCCACUGGAGCCGCGCCGACCCUCGGAGGGUGUUGUCUUACCAACCCAAGAACCUCAAGGAGAACCUGAACCCCGAAAUCACUCAGAUCCCAGUCCCUCCUCCUGCUUGAGGUAGGGGCUGGCUUGAACGGGAUCGGAUUUCCGCCCAGUCGGAACCCCGCCCGUCCUAUUCUGGAAUUCCACCCGUCCCAGCGGCCCGAAAGGGAAAAUUAGAUUCUCUCCCGCCGACCUGCCCCGGCUUAUUAACCGAACCACGAUUUAACCAGCCUAGGGGCAGUCGGUUUAGUGGCCUGGAAGAGAAUGGGGCGUGCCUCCAUUUCCCUUCCUACUCCUGAUGGCUAACGGCCCCCUCCCGCCCCGUCCCCUCGAUCCGUGGUGACGGAUCCCGUCUCAGUCUGCAUUCGGGCGCGCUGUGAUUGAGUGUCGUGAGGUGCCGUGUGAGUCUCCUAAACCGUAGCUGCAGCUUUUAAGUGUCUGCCCGCGGGGUUGCAUGCCCACUCGGUUCCGCGGAGGUGGAAAGUCCUUUUUAUUUGGUGCCCUGGCAGCGGCGGUGCUGGCGGCGUGAGUGGUAUUUGUGGAAAAGACAAACCAACCAACAUUAAACUUUUUGAUGUGC
Molecule: messenger RNA, 4272 nt
Organism: Tachyglossus aculeatus (Australian echidna)
Lineage: Eukaryota; Metazoa; Chordata; Mammalia; Monotremata; Tachyglossidae
Gene: HK1
Product: hexokinase 1
Exons: 18
Coding region: 1-2754 (917 amino acids)
Biological process (GO): glycolytic process; glucose 6-phosphate metabolic process; intracellular glucose homeostasis
Cellular component (GO): mitochondrion; cytosol
Molecular function (GO): mannokinase activity; fructokinase activity; glucokinase activity
Source: RefSeq, a predicted model, not a curated record